Messenger RNA from Rhizophagus irregularis DAOM 181602=DAOM 197198, 1062 nucleotides. RefSeq lists its product as uncharacterized. The record is from RefSeq and is a predicted model, not a curated record. Lineage: Eukaryota; Fungi; Glomeromycota; Glomeromycetes; Glomerales; Glomeraceae.
ACGUGAUCUAUAAUUUUUCAUAAUGCGUAGACAUAUAUAUAGUCCUUCGCUUCGCUCCGGACAAUAAACGAAAAUCUACACUCUAUUCGAUAAAUUAUACUGUUGCUAUCACGUGACACCACGCAAACACCACUUGUUUACUGUCUCAAAUGAUCGCCCAAUAAUUUAGAAAACCAUACAUUCCAAUUUUAACAAUUUAGUGGCACCUACAUCGCAUGUUACAUUUUUUAACUAUUCUAAAUUCCGUAAGGUGGCGAACCACACAAAUUAGAUAAAUAUCCCUACUUUAGAUCUUUUUUUUUUUGACAAGAAAACAUUUUUUUUACCCACCUAAAAUAAUAUAUUUUUUAAUCAUACUGUAUAUAUCAAUUUUUCAAAUAAAUAAAAAAAAAGAUGCCUCAAGCUGACAGAAUAAAACGCUGGGAAACAUCAGAACUAAUUAAAAUUCUUACAUUUCUCAAUAAAAACUUUAACUUAUGGUAUAAAAACCACCAAGAUGCAUGUGUGGAGGCCGUAAAAGCCGUUAAUAUUAACCGAGAUGGAAAAUCAGUCUAUAAUAAAGUUCAUUCUAUGAUCAAAGCUAUGGAGCAUUUUCUAAGAACUCGUAGAAAACCAAAGACUUGCUACAUUAUUCGAGAAAACAGAACUAUUCGUGGGUUGGUAAAAGAAAUUUGUUACAAAACUAGAGAAAGAAAUGGAAGAGAAAAUCAAGAUCGUAAUAAUGACGGUGACAUUGAAAUGGCUACAAAUAAUAAUCAACCAACGAUAACUAGGACAUCCCAAAAUCGAAUUAACGUUCCUCGGAUGCCUUUUUCGAUUGAGACAAUUGACGAGAUUUACAACGAACAAAUUAAAAGAAUUGAUCGUUCGGCGGUAAUAUCCAAAAACUUGAUCGAAGUUAGAAAUAGAGAAGUCCGUGAUUUAUACGAACAAAUCUCCAAACGUCGAACAGAACUCAUCGAAUUAAUUGAGGAAGCCAAUAAUAAAUUACAAAUGUUGAGAGUACUUAGAUAAAUCUUUUGAUUUAAAUUUUUGAUAUUCGUAUAUUUUAUAUGUACAGUA